Molecule: messenger RNA, 2220 nt
Organism: Clonostachys rhizophaga
Lineage: Eukaryota; Fungi; Ascomycota; Sordariomycetes; Hypocreales; Bionectriaceae
Source: the annotation of a GenBank genome assembly
AUGCCGCCCUACCCCAUCGAGCUUCAAAAGUGGUGGAUGAGCUCCGGGUACGAUUUUCUAACGAAGUUGUUCGAAAUCGAUCAUUUGAAUUGCAAACAACGAGAUGUUGGAUUCGCCCAAACGGUACAACGCAGACUUCGGGGUUUCGACAACGAUCAAAAUAUUCACGAGCAGCUUCAGGGCGCGAUAUUAGAUAUUCGAAAAUCCCUGCGUAUUCGCUACGACUCCAAUCGACGCAAGAAACUCAAGGAAGCGGCUCACUAUGUGUUUCGCCGCCCAGACGAUGGGGGGCUGGUGCAAGAACAUGCUCUUGAAGGCUUAGGCUAUCUUGACGCAAUGGAAAUCCAUGGCCUCACUCUUUUUACAGCCGCGAAGCUUUCAGCUGAAUCUGGAACUUGUGAGUCGGGCCUUCUUGAGUUGGCCGAGGAGCUUCACCAAGCGGCAAGCAAGCGCUAUGGUCAAUUUCACAUGGGAUUUCGAGCUCGCAUACUCUUGAACGAACUAGAAACAUAUAAUUCAGAUGUAUCGAGGCCUGUUCAAAUUAUGGCGGUGUUGAAUUCUCUGUUUCCUGCGAUGGUGUUUCUUGAAGAUACCGAAGAUUUUGAUCCUUCACCAUGUACACCCGGGCUACGCGACAGCAUACGAUUCAGCAUUUAUGAGCACCUGAUGGGAGAAAAUCCAUUCUCUAUGAAUGAAAUGAAGGCGCUCGAGACCAGACUCCUUGGCUGGUGCGAUAUCCCAUCCUAUGCCCAGUCUCAUGAAGCCUUGGCACGCUACAUUGAAGAAUCCAAGAAACGCGAAGAAGUCUGCCUCGGUAUUCUCGAUGCGGCCGAAAGACAGCCAAAGCCUAUAUACGUGAUUCAGUCGCCAGAUUCUUCGAUUUCUUCUUUGACCAUUUCCGAACGAUCCAUAACAGAGAUGGCAGACAGCCCGAUCACGCCGACGACAACAGCUAAUGCUGAUGGCCGAAAUGGACCAUCUCGCCCUUGUGGAUCUCCCACUACAAUAGCUUCUACAACAUCAGUCUCCAAAUAUCUUCUAGAAAGCAGAUCUGGACGAGAAAUUUUGCCAUCUCAAACAGAUCUCGCCGCUUUUGCCAGCGAGGAUUGGGAGGGCACGCCAUCGGAGAUACUGGAACCGAUGUCCGCAGACGAGUUUGACCAACAUCCCAUUACCAGAGAUCUUAAUAUCAAGGUCUCUGAAAUGGCCAAUCUGGGACUACUACUCCCUAAGCGACCCGAAACUCGAACAUUUUAUCCCAGUAUCACAGUACUUCGCCACAUGAGAACUGAUGCUUCGCUUCGUGCGAAGAGUACUGAGGAUGUUUUUAUUGGAAGAGUUCAAGAUGAAAAAUAUGCGCCUAUCAAAGGAAAGGAGUCACAUGACGCUAUCUGUAAUUCGCAAGAUAGCCAGCGAACGCUCACCGGAGCAGGAAACAACAAGCUAGACAUUUCGAGCCGCUCUACUCCAAGGUCUCCCGUCAGCCAGUUCUCUCGAAUCAACGAACAUAUUACUCUGCUCGAACAACCACAAGUCCCUGGCUCAAGUCCAAACUCUGAAUCAAAAACUGAAAGCUUUUCUUCCAACACAGGCAAAGGGCGCCAGUUCCACACUCUACCUCCUCUUCGAAGUCUGAGCAUUGUUAGGAAGAAGAGCCAGGAUAAAAUCAAAAGUACCUUCUCUUUAGAAAGAACCAAGAGCCAAAAUUCGUCUACAGUCCUUGCUCGAGCAGGAAACUCUGACACUCGGGCCUUUUCACAGCAACUCGCGCCUUCGAAGGCUCAGAGGGGGGCUACCCAUAGAUCAAAACACACCCCAAUCACUAUUUCCAACUUGUCUUCAACCUUUCAACACCAAGUCACUUCUAUUGAAAGUCCAAAAUCUCCGACCCCUGACAGACAGACCACAAGCGAUACUCCCUCCUCGACUUUUAGAAAGCGCUUUAGAAGGCAUCUCAACACCGUCGCUAACAGACCUCCCAGCCAGCCCACGAAGAACUGGAGCCCCUUCGACGAGCCAGACAGAUCAUCAGAUAUCCCAUGCAGCUCUCCCUGGAUCCUCGGUAAGCCCGAAGACGAGACAGAGCGGGAGAAGCGAGCUGAAUACUUCAGAGAGCAAGCGGAGCAGGAGGCCCAGAGGAGCCCUACACCCAAUCCCCAGAACAGCACCUCCCUCACGGCUUUGACAUCAUCAGUGUCAUCUCCUUCGGUCUCGUCGUAG